Molecule: messenger RNA, 2181 nt
Organism: Dreissena polymorpha
Lineage: Eukaryota; Metazoa; Mollusca; Bivalvia; Myida; Dreissenidae
Exons: 4
Coding region: 1-2181 (726 amino acids)
Source: RefSeq, a predicted model, not a curated record
AUGCAGAGGCCAGAGUGUCUGAUCGAUACAUCCACAAUUCUACCAAGGAAUUUGCUACCUCCCUCAAAAGAAAAUGCGACCAUGGUUGCAAUAUCGAUGUAUCUGAUCUCGGAGUCCUUUACGCCUGAAUCACGAACUAAUUCUGCCAUCUACAACAACUGGUGGUGCUUGGUUACCAUGGUGCUAGACUCUGAUUAUGAUACGGAGUUUGAGUUGAAGUCUCAAAAGCGAUCUACUCAAUUACGUCAUAAGUAUAUCGUGACAAAGAACUACCAGCAUAACAAAAGUUUGAUCCCUGGUGAGACGCAGGAGGAUCCUAGUCAGGUCACAACCCAUAGUACUGGGGACCUCUCCGCUGCUGAACAGCUCACUGCCCAGACAAGGAGUGCUACUUCGACACUACCUGGCGAGAUGAAGGAUGAAGAGGACCCGCUUCUGGAAUUACUAAGAGAAGAAGAACUAACUGAGCAAAUACACGACCUGCCGCAGCCCAAAGCCAAUCAGGCCCCAGUGGAACAACGACAAUCAAUUGACUGGCCGAAGACCACAGACAAAAGAGCCUGGAACGACUUAGACAAGGAGCUAGAUGCCAAACUGACAUCCACCAUGCAAGGACCAGUAGAUAGGAAGUUAAAGUGCAUGACAACUCUAGUCUACACGGUGGCUAAGGAGCGAUUUGGCACCAAGAAAACACGUCGACCAAAGGCCCAGCAGACACCCAACAGGAGACAGAGUCGCAUGAAACAGAUUAGAGGAGAGCUGAAGAGCCUCAACAAGGCAUACAAGAAGGCAAGUCAAGAAGAGAGAUUGGGCCUCCAGGAGCUACGAGACAUUCUCAGGAGAGAGCUACAGACUUUAAGGAAGGCUGAGAAUGCGAGAACGGCGAAAAGAAGAAGGGCACAAAAGAGAGCGGAGUUUGUAUCUAACCCAUACAAAUUUUCCAAACAACCUCUGGACAAAGAAAGGUCAGGCCAAUUAGAAACCAGCAUGGCAGACAUCGAGGAACACCUCAGACAGGUUCACUCAGAUCCAGACAGGUUAAUACCACUUGGUGAUUGCCCAAGACUAGAACCUGUGGCACCCCCAACAUCCCCACUGGAAAGUAAAGAGCCCUCGCUCUUAGAGGUGAAAGAAGUUGUGAGGAAAGCGAGAAUGGGAUCAGCCCCAGGACCAAACAAGAUACCAUACAAGGUCUACAAGAUGUGCCCUUUCCUGCUGCGUAGACUAUGGAACCUACUUAAGGUGAUCUGGAGGAAGGGGAUAAUACCUGAUGAGUGGCUACAUGCCGAAGGUAUAUUUACUCCAAAGGAGAAGAACUCCAAACACAUCAGCCAGUUUAGAACAAUAUCUUUGCUAAACGUGGAAGGCAAGAUAUUCUUCGCCAUCUUAGCCAGAAGACUGACAACCUACCUUACCACAAAUGGGUACAUUGAUACGACAGUUCAGAAGGGUGGAGUGCCAGGCUUCUCAGGGUGUGUGGAGCAUACCAGUGCAAUCAGCCAGCUCAUUAGAGAAGCAAAGGUGAACAAAUCAGACCUGACUGUAGUAUGGCUAGACCUUGCAAACGCCUACGGAUCUAUUCCACAUAAGCUCAUCGAAUCAGCCCAUCAGUACUACCAUAUCCCUGAACACAUCCAAGGGAUGAUCAAUGCGUACUUCAGUGGAAUGAAACUGCGCUUCAUGGUUGGCGAGAAGAUGACAGCUUGGCAGAGACUGGAGAAGGGAAUAGUGACCGGGUGUACCAUCUCAGUUGUCCUGUUUGUGAUGGGCAUGAACCUCAUAAUCAACCCUGCAAACAAAGAAACCCGCGGGCCCAAGACAUCUACAGGGUUACACCUGCCAACAAACAGAGGCUUCAUGGACGAUCUGACAGUGACAACACAGACACACAUACAAGCAAAUUGGGUACUGAAGGUAUUGGAGGAGGCAGCCACCUGGGCUAGAAUGAAUUUCAAACCCAAGAACUCCAGAAGUCUGGUAAUCAAGCGCGGAUCAGUCACAAAACGGUUCACCCUACAAGUCCAAGGGGAAGACAUACCAUCAAUUAUGGACAGUCCCAUAAAGUGCUUGGGCAAGUGGUUUGAUUCGAACCUUAGUGACAAAGCAAACGUAGAGCGCAUCAGAUCACAGCUCCAGGAAGGGCUGAAACAAAUCAACAAAUCCGCUUUACCAGGAAAGUAG